ACCCAACUCUGAGUUUUGGUACUGCCAGCACACAACCCAAAAUCUCAGUCCUCAGAACUUUGGUUUCACCUGGUAUAGUUACUGAAAGGAUUUUUAAAAAAUGGAAUGGAUAACUUUUCUUCGCAUGGUGGUGACCAGCCACCAUGCCUCCUAAUCGCAAGCCAGAAGACACUCUCUUGAAGAAACCCCUCACGCUGGGUCUCAGCCAAAGUUUCCCCAGUUCUGCGUUAUCGACUGCACUGAAACAAGUCAAAAUCGAGAUGGAGGAUACAGAUUUGCCCGACCUGAGCAGCAGCUGCUUUGGAGCCAUUCGAAUGGACAAGGGCCCGCUGGACGACGAUGAACUGAAGCCCCUCGGGUGGUUGCACACCACGAAUGUUCUUAAAGACAUCAAUUUGGACGAUGAUGAUGACGACGAUGAGUCGUACUCGAAGGAAAACGACGUUGGUAGCAAUACGUAUAAUGGUUAUGGAUACCAGGACGAUCCUAUGGACCCACAUCGACAUAUUAACAGCAAACCUCCUUUUUCCUUCAGCUGCCUCAUAUUCAUGUCGAUAGAGGACUGCCCUCUAAAGCGUCUUCCCGUCAAGGAAAUCUACAGGUACAUUCAGGAUCACUUUCCAUACUUCCGCACGGCGCCUACGGGCUGGAAGAACUCAGUGCGACACAAUCUCUCUCUCAACAAGUGCUUCCGAAAAGUCGACAAAAUCAAGGGACAAUCAUUAGGUAAAGGUUCAUUAUGGUGUGUGGAUCCCGACUACAGGCCCAACCUUCUUCAGGCUCUGCGAAAGACACCGUACCAUCCUUACCAUCAUGUCCUGCCAUACUCACCCUAUGGUUUCUCAGGAGGACCACUUUCCAACAUCUCAAGGUAUCUAGAGUUGUUCUUACCUUCAUGUUCAUACCCCCUCCGAACUCUGAACCACCACUCCAACCCCCUUCCCCUCUCUUACCCCUUAACCCCUCCCUAAUACCUUACCAUCCGUAUCAUCAUGUCCUGCCAUACUCACCCUAUGGUUUCUCAGGAGGACCACUUUCCAACAUCUCAAGGUAUCUAGAGUUGUUCUUACCUUCAUGUUCAUACCCCCUCCGAACUCUGAACCACCACUCCAACCCCCUUCCCCUCUCUUACCCCUUAACCCCUCCCUAAUACCUUACCAUCCGUAUCAUCAUGUCCUGCCAUACUCACCCUAUGGUUUCUCAGGAGGACCACUUUCCAACAUCUCAAGCAAUCAAAACAGGCUUUCUACAGUUCUCUCAGCUUACAAUGGAGUUCCCAUUCCAGG
Lytechinus pictus (painted urchin) is the source of this 1286-nucleotide messenger RNA. Its product is annotated as forkhead box protein N3-like. The record is from RefSeq and is a predicted model, not a curated record. Gene Ontology annotation, cellular component: nucleus. Gene Ontology annotation, biological process: regulation of DNA-templated transcription. The transcript has 4 exons. The coding region runs from base 144 to 971 and encodes 275 amino acids. Gene Ontology annotation, molecular function: cis-regulatory region sequence-specific DNA binding; DNA-binding transcription factor activity. Lineage: Eukaryota; Metazoa; Echinodermata; Echinoidea; Temnopleuroida; Toxopneustidae.